AGUCACGCCGCUGUUAGUGGGUUAUGGUGGUGAAGCCGCUGCAGUUGUAAAUCUGCGGCUUUAAUCAUUUUAUUGUGCUGCUGAAUAAAAGUGCGGAAGGUUUCAUCCCAUCAUGUAUGGAUUUGUGAAUCACGCCUUGGAACUUCUGGUGUUGAGAAAUUACGGUCCAGAUGUGUGGGAGGACAUCAAGCGAGAGGCGCAGGUGGAUGUGGAAGGACAGUUUCUCGUCAGAAUCAUCUACGAGGACGCCAAAACUUACGACCUGGUGGCUGCUGCAAGCAAAGUGCUGAAAAUCGAUGCAGGUGACAUUCUGCAGAUGUUCGGGAAGAUGUUCUUCGAGUUCUGUCAGGAAUCCGGCUACGACACCAUCCUGCGUGUGCUCGGCUCCAAUGUUAGGGAAUUCCUGCAAAACCUUGAUGCUCUUCACGACCACCUGGGAACCAUCUACCCCGGCAUGCGUGCUCCAUCCUUCCGCUGCACAGACGCCGAGAAGGGGAACAGCCUCAUCCUGCACUAUUACUCAGAGAGAGAGGGACUGCAGGACAUCGUCAUCGGCAUCAUCAAGACCGUCGCUCAGCAGAUCCAUGGCACCGAGAUCCACAUGAAGGUGAUUCAGCAGAAGAGUGAGGAGUGUGAUCACAUCAAGUUCCUGAUUGAGGAGAAGGACUCAGAGGAGGAGGCGUUUUAUGAAGAUCUGGAUGGUUUUGAAGAAAACGGCACUCAGGAGACCCGCAUUAGUCCGUAUACCUUCUGUAAGGCCUUUCCUUUCCAUCUGAUGUUUGAUAAAGACCUCAUCCUCACUCAGUGUGGAAAUGCCAUCUACAGAGUGCUGCCACAGCUCCAGCCCGGUGUGUGUAGUUUGCCCUCUGUCUUCUCUCUGGUGCGGCCGCACAUUGACUUCAGUUUCCACGGCAUCCUGUCGCACAUCAACACUGUGUUUGUGCUCAGGAGUAAGGAGGGGCUGCUGAAUGUGGAGAGUGCUGAGUGUGAGGAUGAGCUGACAGGAACAGAGAUUAGCUGCCUCAGGCUUAAAGGCCAGAUGAUUUCACUCCCUGAGACGGAGAACAUCCUGUUCCUCUGCUCCCCCAGUGUAAUGAACCUAGACGAUCUGACUCGGAGAGGUCUGUACCUGAGCGACAUCCCGCUCCAUGAUGCCACGCGAGAUCUGGUGCUGUUAGGAGAACAGUUCCGUGAGGAGUACAAACUCACUCAGGAGCUGGAGAUCCUCACCGAUCGCCUACAACACACACUCAGAGCGCUGGAGGACGAGAAGAAGAAGACGGACAGGUUGUUGUACUCGGUUCUUCCACCGUCAGUAGCAAAUGAACUGAGACACAAACGUCCGGUUCCAGCUAAACGUUACGACAAUGUCACCAUCCUGUUCAGUGGCAUCGUGGGAUUCAACACCUUCUGCAGCAAACAUGCCUCAGCAGAGGGAGCCAUCAAAAUUGUCAACCUGCUCAAUGACAUCUACACGAAGUUUGACAUCCUGACCGACUCACGCAAGAAUCCGUACGUCUACAAGGUGGAGACGGUUGGUGACAAGUACAUGACAGUCAGUGGUCUUCCAGAACCAUGCACUCAUCACGCCAAGUCCAUCUGUCACCUGGCACUGGACAUGAUGGAGAUCGCAGGACAGGUGAAGGUGGACGAGGAACCUGUGCAGAUCACCAUCGGCAUCCAUACUGGAGAGGUGGUGACGGGGGUCAUAGGUCAGAGGAUGCCUCGCUACUGUCUGUUCGGCAACACGGUGAACCUGACGAGCCGCACAGAGACCACGGGUGAGAAAGGGAAGAUAAACGUGUCGGAGUACACGUACAGGUGUUUGCAAUCCGUGGAAAAUGCUGAUGCUCAGUUCCACCUCGAGUUCCGAGGCCCAGUGACCAUGAAGGGCAAGAAGGAGCCGAUGAAGGUGUGGUUCCUGUCACGAAAAACGUUGUAGAAGGACACGGAUCGACAAGAUGCCAGUCGUUUCAGUCUUCAAUUAAAAAGCAUUUUUGUAAAAGUAAUUACUGUAAUUUACAGUCUGUUUAAUAUUCGGCAUCUGGCUGGAGUCCUUCAGCAGAUUAUGAAACAUUUACAUUUUUAGUCUCAAGGUUCACAGCUAAUGAUAAAGCAGCAUAUUUUGUCAUCGUUAUGACUUUAAAUUAUUUCUAUUUUAAAUUAAUAUAAAAUGAAAAAAAUGUAGUACAUCACUGACUAUAUUUACAUCUACCACAUCUAUCUAUCUAUCUAUCUAUCUAUCUAUCUAUCUAUCUAUCUAUCUAUAUAAAAAUCUAAAUCUAUAUGUUUAGACAAAUAGAUAAAUGUAGGCAGCCCUUGAAAUAACAUUUUUGUCUACAUAGUAAUAAAGUUAAAUGCAGUGUUUUUCAUGUAAAGUCUAAUUGUGCUGCUUUACUCACAGUUUAUAAUAAAAUUGUAUUUAAAUGUAAUUUAAACAAUUAUAAAUGGUUUGUCAUUUUAAUAUAUUUAACACAGAGACUUUAACAAUCUGUUUUGCACCCAAAUGGCAUUCAAAGAAUUAUAAUAAUGAUGAUACAAAUAUAAAUGUGUACAUAUUUUAUCUCAUUUACUAUAGCAGAUUUAAGGAGAAAUAUACAACCACUUCUGUAAGGAAUAAAAAAAUCUCUUUAGCUAAAUACUCAAGUACGACACAACAGACAAAUGGUUUAACUUCCACGGUGGUCCUCAGUAAAAAGCCUCCUCCUGGUGUUCCAGGUCCACAUCAGAUCUUACUUUCUAAGAUUUCCGGGUUUUCACAGAAAGGUCUGAUUUAUUACAGGUGUCUUUGUGUUAAAACAAAAUGAUUUACUAAACUCUACAGAGGACUAGGUUUUGGCAUUGUGGAUAAAAUCUGAGGCUUCCUGUUUGCUAACUUUACUUGGUAACACUCACAAAACUAAAGUAACAUUUAAAGUUGUUAAAGGUUAGUGUGGUGAUUUUGUAUGAGAUCAUUAGGAUUAGUGUACAGAACCGUCUGUUGUUUAAAAUAGUAUAAUAAAUUUCAGCACGUUAAAGCUUAAAGCCAAUGAUGAGUGUAAACAACAACAACAACUAAUGACAUGAAAAUGAGAAGAAUGAGGAAAGGUUUCAGUUUUUUUGGUUCUCACAGUGUUCCUGUUCAAACAAAACUGCCUGAGAAUAUUUUAAUCAAAUGAAAUGACUUAAAACAUUUGUGCAAUAUUCAUUUGAGUUUUUAAUUUGUCCAAUAUUCCGCUGCAGCACAAGGAACUUAUUUGCUUUUUUAAGAACAAAAUGUAAAUAAUGUGUAUCUAAUAUGCAGAGUUUAAUUAAAAACACAAAAACAUACAAAGUAGAAUAAGUGACUGUGCCCUGAAGUUACUCUUGGGAGGCAGCGCCCUCUUGUGUUAAAAAAAAAAUCUUUCUAAAAACGCUAAUAACGUCACAUUUCUGUCGCCUCUUGCCAUGAAACCAGUCUGGUUAAAUUCUGUGGAUCAUCUCAGAGAACAUUGAUACCAAAUACACCUUGAUCAGCUGAACAUUUUGGGCUUCAGUGUAAAGUGUGUGUUUAUUUUACAAACAUACCGGAGUAUUGAUAGGAAAUUGUGUAAAUGUCACUGUGUUGUUCAUCUCCAGUCUCAGCACCUAGA
Tachysurus vachellii is the source of this 3611-nucleotide messenger RNA. RefSeq names its product guanylate cyclase 1 soluble subunit beta 1 (gene gucy1b1). The transcript is spliced from 13 exons. NCBI's taxonomy places the organism in Eukaryota, Metazoa, Chordata, Actinopteri, Siluriformes, Bagridae. Gene Ontology annotation, molecular function: heme binding; guanylate cyclase activity. The record is from RefSeq and is a predicted model, not a curated record. Gene Ontology annotation, biological process: response to oxygen levels; cGMP biosynthetic process. The coding region runs from base 113 to 1942 and encodes 609 amino acids. Gene Ontology annotation, cellular component: guanylate cyclase complex, soluble.